Molecule: messenger RNA, 1282 nt
Organism: Paramecium pentaurelia
Lineage: Eukaryota; Ciliophora; Oligohymenophorea; Peniculida; Parameciidae
Source: the annotation of a GenBank genome assembly
AUGAGUUUAUCUAGGAAUGGAUCUAAGUUUUCAAGACAUGAUCGCAUUGCAAAUUCUUAGAUAAUAGAUUUAAAGAAGAAUAAAAUGUAUCCAUCUUCAAGCAAGAACUCUGAUUAACCAGGUGGAUUUUUUCUUAGUUUAGCUAAUAUGAAAGCACCAGAUUAUGGAUAAGCACAAUUAUUAAAUAAUGAUACAUUGAAAAACAAAAUAAAAGAGAAAAGAAAUUAAAAAUCAAUGGAUAAUGAUUCUAUGUUGAAUAAAUUUGUUACUAAAGUUGAAACUAAAUUGAUUUCAUCACCAUUAAAAAAAAAAGUAAUUGCCAUUGAUCCAAAAACUGAUAUGCCUACUUAAAUCAAACCAUAUUCACUCACUCCUUAAUCUCGAUUAUAAUCAUUUCGUAUAGCAAGUCCUUCAUAAAAACCUAGAUCAUAAAGUUAAAAUAAAAGAAAUGAAAUCUAUUAUCUAAGUAAACUAUAAAGGGCUUUUGAUGCUAAUGGUUCUGAUUAUUUCUCUCGCAUGUAUCGUGAACAUUUUCAUUAAACUUAUUAAGGAUUAAAUUGUAGAUUUUAACCUCAAAAUAAUAAUGACUAUAAUAGGUCUCAUAAAUUACCAAAAAAACAUUAAAGUAUAUUACAUCAUAACAAAAUAAGGAUAACUCACUUUGUUUUUUGAUUUAGAUGAAACAUUGGUUCAUUGUAAUGAAACACCCUCUAUUCCUUGUGAUGUAAUUUUAGAAAUCAAUGUCUCUAAACAUCAAAUAGUAAAAGCAGGAAUUAAUGUAAGACCAUAUGCAAAAGAAAUGUUAAAAAAUCUAUCAAACUAUUUUGAAAUAAUAGUCUUUACUGCCUCACAUAGUUGUUAUGCAGAAAAGGUAAUAAGAAUAUUUGAUUAGGUUUGCAAUCAUUUAGACCCUGAUUCUACCAUUAUAAGUCAUCGAUUAUUUAGAGAAAGUUGUACUUAAACUAAUACUUCCUUAUAUACUAAAGAUUUAAGAAUAUUUUGUGAUAAUACAAAUAGAUAAUUAAGUUAAGUUGCUUUGAUUGACAAUGCCUCAUAUUCUUAUGCAUGGUAAAUAGACAAUGGAAUACCAAUACUUCCAUUCUAUGAUAAUAAAGAGGAUAGAGAAUUAAUAGAAUUGGAGAAAUAUUUGAAAAACAUGAUAGGAACAUCUGAUAUAAGAGAAUAUAAUAGAAAUAAUUUAAAAUUACAUUUGUUUGUAGAUUAACGUGGACCUUAUAAAGUAUUAGAAAAUCUAUUUGGUAAACCACAAUAACUUUUAUGA